AUGGCGCUGCUCCCUGCCCCCAGUGAAGUGACUGCCGCCAAAGUCAUACAGGCCACAGGAUAUCGACACCUCUCAGCAGAUGAACUAGUGGACCUCGCAAUUGAGAGUCAAAUUGCGCGUGGAAUCAAACGCUCUCUUGUCGGUGGUGAUGAAUCCUUCUUCAUUGCCGAUUUGGGUCAGGGACUUCGACAGCAUCGUCGUUGGACCCAGAACAUGCCCGGAAUACGACCGUUUUAUGCGGUGAAAUGCAAUUGUGACCCCAACUUCCUAAAAGUUCUUGCCGAACUGGGGACAGGAUUUGACUGCGCUUCCAUUGAAGAGAUACGCACCGUUCUCAGCCUCGGCGUGGAUCCAGCCCGGAUUGUGUUCGCCAAUCCAUGCAAAGCACCGGCCGCCGUAGCCUUUGCCAGCGAGAUUGGCGUCAUGCGAACGACAUUUGACAACAUCGACGAAUUGGAUACCAUCAAGACACACAUGCCGGACGCUCAGCUGUUCCUUCGUAUCUAUGCCAAUGACGAGAGUGCCUUUAUUUGUCUGGGUGAAAAGUUUGGCGCGCAGUUGGAUACGACCGAGAAGCUACUCUCCAGAGCUUGGGAGCUUGGACUGAAUGUGAUUGGUGUCAGCUUUCAUGUCGGGACGGGUGCUACCAACCCGGCAUCCUUUUGCAAGGCCAUCAAAGAUGCCCGUCUGGCGUUUUCACAGGCUGAAAGUCUAGGGUUCCACCCCAAAAUUCUCGACAUCGGCGGUGGCUUUCAAGACGAUAGCUUUGAGUCGAUGGCCCCCGUUAUCCGCGACGCGAUUCGGUCGGAGUUUCCGGCUGGUAUUACAACAAUCGCAGAACCGGGACGGUUUUUGGCUCGUAGUGUGUAUACGCUUGUGUGUCGGGUGAUCUCACGUCGCCGUCAGCUUGGGAGUGCUGCUCGAUCUGGUGUUCCCGACAUGCUUUAUCAAAACGAUGGCAUAUACGGAAAUUUUAUGAAUGUGAUUAUGGAGAAAGAGAUCAUGGUUCCUUCUGUGGUCAAGAGUAAGAAGGCCAGGGGUUUCUUGAAUAAACCAAAAUCAGGGGAUGCUGUGCCAGGAACAGAUCACCGAUACUCAAUCUGGGGCCCGACAUGUGAUAGCACUGAUUGUGUUGUGCGCGAGGUGACACUUGAUUCCGAAGUCAAGAUUGGCGAUUGGCUCAAAUAUAAAAAUAUGGGAGCAUACACAAGUACCACUGCCACUCAGUUCAAUGGCUUCAGCAGUACUUACGACACAUUUUACGUCAACAGUGAAACGUUGCCUGAUUAUUAG
This is a messenger RNA of Penicillium digitatum Pd1, 1293 nucleotides long. Its product is annotated as type III PLP-dependent enzyme. NCBI's taxonomy places the organism in Eukaryota, Fungi, Ascomycota, Eurotiomycetes, Eurotiales, Aspergillaceae. The record is from RefSeq and is a predicted model, not a curated record. Gene Ontology annotation, molecular function: ornithine decarboxylase activity. Gene Ontology annotation, cellular component: cytoplasm.